AUGGCGGACAACCCAAACACGAAUCCAUUCCUCGACGACAAUUUAAUUGAAGAUGAUUUAAUAGAAGAUGAAAUUGAACCUGUUGAUCCGUCCAUAGUACCAGCAGCUCAAACAGCCCAAGCCCCACCCGAAAUAACAGUUGAUUCAGUUGCAGCCAAAUUACUGAGGGAUAAUUUCAUACUUACAGCUCUGGAGUUGCACACCGAGUUGAUCGAAUCAGGCCGGGAUCUACCAAGAUUGAGAGAUUAUUUUUCAAACCCAGGCAACUUCGAGCGAACUAAGUCAGAGAAUACAUCUCCAACCUUGCCCAGAACUUCAAGUGUGCAGACAUUUGAUUCCCUUGAUUUUGCAAGAUAUUCGGAUGAUGGGGAGAGACAAGUUGACGAAAGAUUUGCAGUUUUGGAAUUUGAGUUGCGUAAAGCCCAGGAAACAAUCAAGUCAUUGAGAGCAUCACUAACUAAAGAAGCAGAAACGGAGUUACCCUCACCAGAGAGAGGAGAUGAGGAGAGUAAGACAGGGGGAGUGGAGGAGCCUAUCAGACCUCUGGAAAGGAGGGCGCUCAACUUCCUGGUGAAUGAGUAUUUACUGCGCAACAACUACAAGUUAACUUCUGUCACAUACGCUGAAGAAAAUGAGGACCAGGACUUUGAGGACUGGGAUGAUGUGGGUUUAAACAUUCCCAAACCCCCCGAUAUUCUGCGGCUGUAUCGAGACUAUGCAAAUCAUGUGAUUCCAAUCACGGACAUGUGUGAUGCAGAGUGUGAGGCAGAUAUUGAAGAUGUUCAUUUCACAGAGCUUCAAGCAGAGUGGGAACAUGUCAGGGAUGACCUGCUCUCUCAGGUGACAGAACUGCAGGCUCAGGUGGAUCUGAUGAAGCAUGAUAACAGCCUGCUCAAGACACAGCUAGACAGCCUCAGCCAAGAAGCCACAAAGUCAACGUCCACCCCUCUAGUCACCCCCAUCAGUACACCGGUCAAGAAACUUGCUCAGAAUCAGUUAGAGGCCAGCCAAGAGAUUUUGUUACAAAAGCCAGAACACAGUCAGCCAGAACAGCUUGCAGACAAUCUCAGUGAUGAACAGCCAGAUGAACAAACACAGGAGGACGGUCAUCUCAAUCAGGGCUUGGAAACAGAUAGUGAAAGUUCUCCUGCAGCAGGGGGAGAUAAAUGUGAUAGUGAAUUCACUGAAUCAGAGUCCAUGCAUGUUGAAGUAGGAUCUGAACUAAGGGAAAAUGUGUCAGAAUUUACUUCAAAUUUUGAAGAUCUUUCUAGCUCACAGAUGGAUUCCAUCAGUGAAAGGCUGGGUGUGCCAGAUUGUACCAACAGGAAAAUGUCCCCUGCUUUUAGAAAAGCCUUACUCAGUGUCUCCUUCUAUGUUCAGAAAGACAAUAGGAUAGUUUCUGAGUUAUCAAAAUUAGGUGAUUCAGACAAAGAAAAAGUAGUUCAGACACUGGCCAGAUGUCUGCCUCAUAUAGUUCCCAAUGUUUUAUUGGCUAAAAGAGAGGAGUUAAUCCCCUUGAUCCUGUGCACAGCAACACUGCAUUCCGAUCCCAGUGAAAGAGACAAACUUUUAAAUAUUCUGUUUAAUUUAAUCAAAAAGCCAGAUGAAGAACAAAGGCAGAUGAUUUUAACAGGGUGUAUAGCAUUUGCGGAGAAUGCAGGACAGACGAGAGUGGAGGCUGAGUUGUUACCACAGUGUUGGGAACAGAUCAGUCAUAAAUACAUAGAGAGGAGAUUGUUAGUCGCAGAAGCCUGUGGUGCACUGGCUCCUCAUGUCCCGAAUGAUAUACGAAGCUCUCUGCUCUUGUCGAUGCUCAAACAGAUGUUAAUGGAUGACAAGGCAGAGGAAGUUCGAGAGGCGGUUGUGAAAAGUCUAGGACUUGUGAUAGGUUUUAUAGGAGACCGUGACAAAUACGUUCAGGGUUUGGAGAUGUUGAUGUCUGCGCUGAACGACCCGUCGGAUCGUGUUGUGGCAGCGGCUCAGCUCGUCUUUCUGCCCUCGUUUGCCCUGUGGGCGUAUGAACUGGGCAAACUGGAGCACGAUCUGGCCAAUGUUUUGUUACGGAAGAUGGAGGAACUAGUUAAGGCUGCCCUCGCCAUGCAAAAAACCACAAACAGUACCACUCUGCCAUUGGAUGAGAACAAGUUUGUGUUCAUGAUAAAGACUCUGCGAGAAGUUGUGCCAUUUCUCUAUCUGUCCAUGUUAGAGACAGGACCGUUUGCGGGCAAAGUAGAGACUGUGAUAGAAGAAGCAGAGCUGAUAGAUCCAUCUCGUUUCCCGAAGCCAGCGUCUUCACUGACUGAUCUGCGCAUUAUUGUGGGUGACCACCAUCAUUUGUCUGCCCUAGUGCACCUGUUUGAUCAGCACAUGGAACAGGAGUGGGUGGAGCCCUGGGAGAACUACAGCUGGGUCGUCAAUAACCUAAUCCCGAGACUGAUUGAGAUAGUGGGAGGGGUUGGCCUGACACUUCCCAAAAUCAUUCCUGCACUCUCAUCUUUAUUCUACGCAAUAUGCCGAACAUUUGGUCCAAUAUUUACGGAGAAAAAAGUGAAGCCCAGAUUUAAGGACCUGCUUGCGGUGCCUGAGGAGUUGCUGUAUACGCAGGUAGCAUCUGGUCAAACUGCCCUGACCACUUGUACUGUACCUGUCUACACAUCCGGGGUGCUCACAGCCUUCUCAGGGGAGGAGAGUCAGAAGCAGUUGACCCAGUUUCUUCAGGAAACCUUGACAACAAUGGCACUGUGCCAAGCACCCCUCGACAGCCUGAAAGCCACCUUCCAAGACCUGGGAUCCACUAACAGCCACCAUGAUAUUUUACUGGGAGUAUUAUGGGAUGGCGUGGUGCACACAUCAGCACAAGUCAGAUGUGUAGCUGCUAGAUUGUUUGAGCUUCUGAUCCGUGGUUUGACAGAAACAGAGCUGUCCACACGAGUCAUUCCUGCCCUGGUGACACUAGCCAAUGAUCCAGAAAUAUCUGUACGAGUAGCCACCAUUCCUGCCUUGGGUACCAUCAUUGAGAAUGUUGCUAGUCGAGAGAUGCUGGACAGAGUGUACAUGCAGUUACAGACCUUCCUUGAUGACCCUAUGUAUCGGGACCAGCAUGCCGUUCACGUUGAGCUCAUUCGGAUGUUUUCUCGUGUGGCGCCAAACUCCGAGCCUAAGUUCCGAGAUGAAUUUGUCCUUCCUCGACUGGCAGCUAUGGCUCAGGCCAACAACAACAUCACAAAUGAGACCAAAAAACGAGACAUCGCCAUGCAGUUGUUUGAGGCGUAUAGCGCCCUAUCCUGCUGCUUUCUGAAUGACCAGCUGGUCCAGGAGGCCAUGUUACCUGGGCUGAGAUGUCUCAAGCAGGACAUGGGGGAGAUAGCCGCUGACCACGAGGAAGGUGGUCCAGUCUAUGAUACGGGAAUACGAGGACACGUCUGGAGACCACGAGACACCCAGACAGGGAUUUUACCCACUCUACAUGGUGAUGAUAUGCGUGUUCGAGUGAUGAACCGCAUCAAAGACACCGCACGAGCAAACAUCGCCAAUAUAUUUGGUCGUAAAAAAUGAUGGCUUUGCGCGUGUCAGCAGUUGUUUCUCUUGGUGUUGUAUUAACUUUAGCCUGUGAUGAUGUUAUUUAAUUUACUGAGCAUACAUCCUUGUGUGUUUUUGGAGAGACUGUGAUUGCUUGUACCUAAUCACUGCAGCUUAGGGAGCCUGAGCGUUACGUUUUCAUCUAUAAGAGAUCCAACACACUAUAUCCACAUUGGAUUUGAAUACAUGUAUCAGUCCACAUUCCCACCUCUGUGUAUAAAUUGUUUUUUGGCAAAGUUCUUUAUGGAUUCCGUAUGGCAGUGGUAGAAUGUGAGAUCUGGAAUAAUCCCAGGUGAGAUCAAAUUUUCAAAUUGUACACUUGUAUAUAUUGUGGUUGAGCAGGGGUUUCCACGUUCUGAAGUGUAUGAGAGUGUAUUAUGUAGAUUAUUUCAAUACUUUCAGUAUGCAUGCAGGUAUAUGUACUGUUAAAAUAUAACUUAUAUCAGCAUUAUAUGAUUUUUUUUUAAAUACUUCAUGUAUGUGUGAACUAUCUCCAAACACACAAUUUUUAUAUUAUUUGGGAUCUCAUUUUAAUACACUGUUGAUAUCUUAUGUUAAUGUAUGUAGUACAUUUACAUGUACUUGACUUCAUGUUUGCUCAUCUGUUAUAUUCAUGUAUCAAUAUGAGCGCUGUGUUGUGACGUUAUGCAUUUGUUCUUUACUGGCAGUUGCGCAGAUAUGCAGUAUUAUAUGAUAUAGUAAGCUCAUGAAGGGCCAUCUUGAUAUAUGUCUGACUAUAUACUGGAUACAUUGGCAUGUAAGGAGGUUUCUCAGUAAACAUUGGGAAGAUAUUUUCUCAACUGUAGAAUAUCUUAAAGCCAACAGGUUUUGUGUACUGGUAUAUCUAGAAACACACCGUAUGAGCCCCAUAAAGAUGUACGUACUAGCAAGGUUGUAACUUACUUUCAUGUAUUCUAUGAAUUACACAGCUAACCUAUACUGCAUUUCAUCUGAAGUUUAGCUUAUUUUUUCAAGUGUACACAUUUGGCUGGAUUCUGAUGGGUUUGUCCACCUUUUGAGCCACCUAAGAGUUUGAUUUUCUUACCACAAAUACAUAAAUGUUGGCAUUAGUAUCAAAAUAUCAUUUUGAGAUGUUCACAUGCUUUAGAAAGAGCAUUGGUAUGAGCCAAACUUUAAGUAAAAUAUCAUGCUGCCAUCCUGUUCUUGGUCGUACGUGGGAAGGUUUUCCAGCAAACUGCGGAUGGUCGUGUGUUUACCCCGGGCUCUUCCGGUUUCCCUCCCACCAUAAUGCUGGCCGCCGUUGUAUAAGUGAAAUAUUCUUGAGUACAGCUUAAAACACCAUUCAAAUAAAUAAAUAAAAGUAAAAUACAGUGUUUACACGGUGUACAGUAUAGAGUUAUAUUUCAGUGUGAUUUUGUUGUUUUCACGCGGUCUUGUCUGUGUGUUUUUAUUGUUUUGAGGCUGUCUUGUCUGUGUGUGUUUAUUGCUUUUGCGCUGUCUUGUCUGUGUGUUUUUUUUUCAGGGCAUAUUGUAGAUGUGGUUGAUAAUGCUGUCUUGUAGAGUGAGGCGCUUAUAUAUUGUGUAGUGUGUUGUUGUUGUAAAGACAAUGAAUUUAUGAUUAAACAUCAGUGGUUUAGUACACUAAUCAUUUUCAAGAGUUAUUCUUUCUCAUUCUUGAAAAUGGUUGGAAAUGGACUGAAAUAUUAGAUUGCAGUGUAUUGUCAACAUCAUUUAUUAAAGUUGCAACAACACUCUACAGUGUAAAAGCUAAUUAGCGAGCACAACCACAGCAGGAUUCCACUUAUAAAAAGCUGAGUAUCUCAACUUUUGGCGUUGGAGGAAAUACAUUGCUAUAAACUAACCCACCAACACAGUUCACACCGACAUUCAUGCAUUCAGUUGACACGUAUGCAGACACAGGGCUUCAGUGCAGUAAUAAAGCACAAAUGAAAUAAAUAAAAUAUAACACUAGAACAAACCCACCAAAACUUCUCCAUCAUCGUUCACUCCACUUUCCCACAACUUUCAGAUUUUAAUUUAUUACAUCAAUGGUUUUAUUGGACUUCAGUGAGAUUGUGGAUGUUUAUAAGGAAUGUGUAGUCAAACUGCCAUGCACUUACAUGACUGUGCUUGUUUAAAGCAUGUUUGACCGGAACAUUGUAAGUUUGCUUAUUUAAAGCUUGUUUGACCGGUACAUUGUAAGUGUGACCUGAUCAACAUGGCUCUGAUAGUCCUUUCUCCAAUGCACAUGUCCACCUAUAGUUCGCUUGAUAUGCAUUAAAUAUGCAGGGCUGUAUAUCUGUGUUCCGUUCUGCAUAGAAUUUUUCUGUUAUCAAAUUGUAGCAUAUUGCUGUGUUGUUGUGAAGUGCUCCAAAUAUUGUAAAUUCAGCCCAGUAUUUAAUUAAAUGUCAGCCCUUGAGAAGGAUCAGAUACUAGGGUUCUGCAUUCCAUUGUGGGAAAAGUGGGCAUCUUUUAAAUGAUUUUAACGUUGUAUAUAUAUUAUAAUUAUAAUAUAUUAUAAAUAUCCAAAGGCAAAGGAGCUUUUAUUUUUUAGUUUAACAUUCCGGCUUUUAAUAUGAGAAUGUCCGCUGAAAGUAUAUUUUAUCAUAACAAUGGGUAUGUUUUUGGGCUGUUACAGUUAUACAGUAAGAAAACGUGUAUAAGUGUGAUUUACCUGGUUAGUAAGCCUUAUAUUAUGUACUGAACAUAAACUGUUCUUUAUAGACCUGGUAAACUGUAGCAAAUAUUCAGAAUUCAUGUAAUGUAUAGCACGAGAUAGUUUGUAGUUUGCCACGCAGGAUGUCCGUUUGGUUUCUAGAUGUUCGGCAAAGUUGAAGGCUUGUGUGGUUGAACGUUGCCAGACCUUAUAUAUGUGGAAGGGCUAUACUGUUUUUGUACCAAUGGACAUGUCAGAAGUUCAAUUUAUUUCUAGCUGAAGGCCUAGAUUAAAACUGCCAAUGGAUUUUUUGAUUUCAAAUGUGGUUUUCAGUUUUAGUUAAUUCACAGACAGAGCUCUGUAAGCGCCAAGUGUAGUAUAGUAAUUAUGUUGUCCAAAGAUUUCUUAAAGACUUUCAUUGUUAAUUUGGUUUAUCGGUGUUGUAUGUUACAUUCUUAAGUCAUAUUUAAUAAUGUUUUAUUUUUCAAGAUAGUUCAGAGACAAUCACACAUUUUUCCAGCAGGUGUUACCAUAGAGAUUUGAUGCAAAGAUGGGAUCUUUUAUAAUAAUAACAUGUUUCUUGAAUCACUUGUGACACCCUACUGCACGAGCGGUUGUACUAGGUUAGUUGGCAAAAAUCAUGUGAAGCCAUCUGUAAUUGACUGUUUAUCGUGCAAAAGUUUGCCUGAUUUAAGUUAAUUAAAUUCUAGGCGAUUUACUGUAUUUGCUAUACUGUAUUAUUACCAUAAUUUCGUAGACAUGGCUAAUUUUUAUUAGCUUACAUAUAACCUUUGAUUUCAGAGUGGACAAUUUAUGGAGGGACGCAUGAUCUUUAGUACAAUGCUAUUAAACCUACUAAAGUCGGGCACAGGUCAGGUUUGUUUGUCAUGAUAUGAAAUUCCUGAGUACAGCGUAAAACACCAAUCAAAUAAAUAAUUAAGUUUGUCAUGAUACAGCCAUGACAGACAGGUAUUGACAUUUCCAGGUAUUCUCAGCUCUGUCUAUCUUUAUUAUGUAUAAUUUCACCAGACCUGUGCAUGUCAAUAUUGGCAGCAUACACGUUUGUGAUAUCAAUUGGGUUAAAAGCUCUCCUUGUUGACAUGAUAUAUCUGAUUGUUUGCAUGUGGUAGUGUUUACAGUGUCUAGAUUGUCCAAGCUUUUACCACAAUAUUUACCAAGGCUUACCACAGUUAAGUAGAAGUCUGAGGUUAGUGUGACAUUGCAGAAUGCAGGUGGUCACUUUAUUUUAGACCGACAAGCCUAAGGCAGUUAGCAAACUAUAUUGUUGGGUCAUUCUGCUAAUUUUUUUUUAAAAUUUGUUCAGUUAUUUAUCUUUAAUAUUUUUGUGGAAAAAGCAAAAAACAGAUGUAAAAUUUGGAUGAGGAAACAAUACAGAAUUAUUUUCCUAGAAACGGAAAAGUGACGCAAUAUUGUGAUGUUCUGUCUUGCUGUUCUGCUAUACUGGUUUUUUGCUCCUGACGUUUUGGGAACUUUUGGUCAUGCUGAAUACCAGCUGAUGGAAUGAAGGGAGGUAAAUAUUCCUCAAGUACAGUUAUGCCCGUUUAAGGGGAAAUUUCUCUGGCUCAUUCAAGCCUGAAUCAGUGUGGGUUCCAAUCAACCAGGUAUGAUAUCUUCAGCUUGAAGGAGAAAAAAACCAUUUAUUAGUGUAAGUUUACAGAGAACAUAUACUUUACUUGGACUGUCAAAAGAAUGAUAACUAGCUUUGGUUGUUAAUCUUGAUCUAAAUGAUACAGGAGAUUGUUUUUAAUACCGGCAUUUUCAUGGCUACAAGAAUACGCAUUUCUAGUCUUGUUCUGCUUUAGACAGUUUCUCCAACAUCAGAAUGCUUUGCUCAUUUUUGUGGAUGAGAGGCAUACAAGUUGUAAUGUACUUCAUAGUAAAUUGUUGGCGAGGGAUUUGUGUUUGCAGCAUUUAAGGUAUUGUAAUCGAUUAAUUCGUGGACAGACACGUGACUUCGUUAAACUUGGUGGCUUAAAUUUCUCAUCUAGGUUUAAUUCUACAGUUGGAAGUUUUUGAUACAACAGUAAUGUGCACAAAUUUUGAGACGAUAGAGAAUCCGGCAAUUACCAUGUAGUGUAUGUGAUCUACUGAAAUGGCGGACGUUUCUUGCCAGUUUCUACUUGAGAGAUGUUGCCGUUUUGAGAUGCUGAAUGUUUUCGUGUUAUCUACAGAUGUAGCUGUUGAGUAAUUAUUGCAUUUUGAUCCGCAUAACAUAAUCAUCUUUCUCUCUUGAUGGGAGGGUCUUAAAAGCCUUCGAUGCAAUAAAUCUCAUUAUCUUGUACUGGC
Messenger RNA from Liolophura sinensis, 8503 nucleotides. RefSeq names its product RAB11-binding protein RELCH homolog. Gene Ontology annotation, biological process: intracellular cholesterol transport. Gene Ontology annotation, cellular component: trans-Golgi network; recycling endosome. NCBI's taxonomy places the organism in Eukaryota, Metazoa, Mollusca, Polyplacophora, Chitonida, Chitonidae. Gene Ontology annotation, molecular function: protein binding. The record is from RefSeq and is a predicted model, not a curated record.